AUGCCUUCACCACCAAUCCAAAUAUUCUUGACCACAAUCGCCUCGCAGCCGGCUCUGCGACAGCGACAAGAGUACCUCCUGAGGAUCCUUCAGGUCAAGAAGAUCCCGUUUACCUCUUACGAUCUGGCUUCAGACGAAGAAGCCAAGAAGCUUUGGAAGAGGAAAGCACCUCCUGCAAAUCAACAACUGCCUGGGAUACUGGUCGGCGGGCGCUGUCCAGGGGCACGUCAUCAAUGCUUCUACUUAGCCGCGGUCUCAAUCCCUGUGGUGCUCUUAUUCGACGUGACACUCAAUGCUCAUGGCAACAGUGAAGAAGCCGUCGAAUAUGGCGAACUGGAGACGUUCCUGCGACUAAAGGACUCUUGGAACGCGGAAAUCGAGGAAGACCGGCCAGCACCAGUGGCCAAGCCAAUCGGUGUACCAGGCGCGGUCGCGCCCUUACAGAUGACACCAGAACACCUCCGGUCGAAGAUCCUCGCACCCAUAUCGUCACCUUUGAAGGGCAAAGGCAAACCAUUGGCAGAGAACAAGAAGGAGGGAUUAUUUGAUCUAGGCGACGAAUUGAUUGGCUUCGGUCUGCAGGGUGUCAAGGUCACCGAGGACGAAUUGAUGAAUCUGGUUGCGGAGCUGGGCCUAGAUGGCGAUGAAGCCAAGGAUUUGGUGGAGGGUUUGAGCACGAACGCGCCGAAAGAUACCCAACCCGAGGCACCAAAUGACAAGGCGGCUUCUUUGACGUCGGAUGCUGCGAAGACUGUCAAUGAACCGGUCAAAGAGGCAGUGCCGGAGAAGGAGAGCGCGUCAGAGGACGUCAAGAAAGAAGUGGAACAGGUUAAGGAGACCGAGGGUUCCAAGUAA
Pleurotus ostreatus (oyster mushroom) is the source of this 855-nucleotide messenger RNA. RefSeq lists its product as uncharacterized. The coding region runs from base 1 to 855 and encodes 284 amino acids. The record is from RefSeq and is a predicted model, not a curated record. The transcript is spliced from 4 exons. NCBI's taxonomy places the organism in Eukaryota, Fungi, Basidiomycota, Agaricomycetes, Agaricales, Pleurotaceae. Gene Ontology annotation, cellular component: cytoplasm.